CAUGAGUCUUUACGAGGGCAUUAAACGUAAACCAACUGUUAACAAUGAAGUCUGUAACUGUGCUGUUCGCUUUUACCAUGCUCAUUCUCGUUGUGACGAAUGUAAUCGCUGAAGAUACGUGUGAGGAUGCGAAUGAACAGUUUCUCGAGUGUGGCCCUGUGUACCAACUGACUUGCGACUCACUCUAUGAGAAGGACACUGCUAACUGCACUCAAGGGUGCUUCUGUAAACCGAACUACAUUCGAAGUUCGGAAGGCGGACCAUGCAUCCCUACAAACAACUGCCCGUAAUAGGUAGAAUGUCUGUAUUGCAACAGUGUGUUGUAUUAGUGCAGAUAAUAAAUAAGAAGAAAAAAUCCCGUUUAAACCAGUGUUAACAGUGAA
This is a messenger RNA of Anopheles merus, 383 nucleotides long. RefSeq names its product cysteine-rich venom protein 1-like. NCBI's taxonomy places the organism in Eukaryota, Metazoa, Arthropoda, Insecta, Diptera, Culicidae. The coding region runs from base 45 to 290 and encodes 81 amino acids. The transcript has 2 exons. The record is from RefSeq and is a predicted model, not a curated record.